Messenger RNA from Saccostrea echinata, 1416 nucleotides. Its product is annotated as lipoyltransferase 1, mitochondrial-like. The transcript is spliced from 5 exons. Gene Ontology annotation, cellular component: mitochondrion; cytoplasm. Gene Ontology annotation, biological process: protein lipoylation. Gene Ontology annotation, molecular function: lipoyltransferase activity. Bases 156 to 1289 code for a protein of 377 amino acids. The record is from RefSeq and is a predicted model, not a curated record. NCBI's taxonomy places the organism in Eukaryota, Metazoa, Mollusca, Bivalvia, Ostreida, Ostreidae.
GGGCAUGACGAAAAACUUCUAGAUACGAUAUGAAUGAAUGUAGUUUUGUUUUCUGUACAUCUAAUAUACUUUAUAGACUUUAUUUAACUAAUCCCACAGAUUCAAUGACCUAAUAUAGGAACCAUGAGAGGGAGAGUUUAUACUUUUGAGGAAAUAUGAUUCAGCUGUGUAGGAAACUGAAGCAGAGAAUAUUUAUCCCAGCUGAAUUUCUAUUGUUAAGUAAACAGAGCUUCUCCCAGAACACUCAUACACAUCAAGUGUAUGUCUCAACUUCUGAUGAUAUAUACACAAAUUUAGCCUUUGAAGAAUGGCUUUAUGAGAAAGAGGAUCUAAAAAAGAAAUCUAUCCUAUUAAUGUGGCAGAACAAACCUGCUGUGGUGAUAGGAAGACAUCAGAAUCCAUGGUUAGAGUGUAACGUUCCCAAACUGAGGGAGUCGGGCAUCAAGCUGGCUCGAAGGAUCAGUGGUGGGGGAUGUGUGUAUCAUGAUUUGGGGAAUCUUAACUGCUCCUUUCUGAAGACUUAUAAACUGUACAACAGAAGAAAGAAUCUUGACUUGGUGGUGGAAGCCAUCACCACCCAGUGGGAUGUGGAUCUCCAGGUCAAUGCCAGGGAAGACAUUGUGUUGGAUGGACUGUACAAGGUGUCAGGAACAGCCUCCAAACUAGGUAAAAACAACACAUUCCAUCACUUUACUCUUCUUCAUGAUGUCAAUAGUGAGAAUCUUGAAAUGACAUUGGAUAGUCCUAUGAAGUUGGGUGUCCAUAGCAAAGCUACAGACAGUAAGAGAUCCCAUAUAAAGAACCUGUCGGAAUGUGACUUCACUAUAGACUUUAUGUCAUUGGUGGAUGUCAUAGGUCACCAGUAUUUUAAGGCUGCUGGAGCUCAGGGAGAGAUUGAGUGGAUAGAUCCUGGAGAUGAAGCCUCAUUUCCAGGCGUGACACAGAUCCGGAAGUCUUCAGAGGACUGGGAGUGGAUAUUUGGCAGAACGCCAAAAUUCACUAUAGACAGAAAAUUCAUCUCAAAUAAGCUUAAAGCUGAACUAUCUGUAAUAUUUAACUUUGAUAAGGGAAGAAUUAUAAGUUCAGAGAUUAUCUGUCAAAGCAGUAUUCCAAAUAUCAGGGAAUUUACAACCAGGCUUCAGGAAAAAUUUACAGGACAGAGACUGCAUCAAGAGGACCUGGAUCAAGUUUUACAGGUUCCACACAUGUUACAGCUUGAUUAUGAACAAGUGACUUUGAUGCAAUGGAUUGUCCACUGUUGUUCACAAACUCUAUGUAUGGGUGUGUAAAUAUAGAACAAUAGAAUCACUUUCAGACAUUAUGAAUUUUAAAAAAAAUGGUUUUAAUUAAAAGAAAACUGUUGUCAUGCAUUUUUGAAGUGUAUGUUUCAAGAAAAAAAUAGAAUGGUAAAUGAAA